GCUGCUGAUGUCGUCAUAUCCGCUGCUCGAGUUUCCCCGGGAAGACACUUUGGCGCGGAAUCUGUUGUUUUGGCUCGGCGCUUCUGAAGUCGAUUCAAAUUUUACCUCAUAGCAGGCGCUAAUUUAUAUUAAUGGCUCCUGUCUCAAAUCCUGAUAAAGACAUGGACGGUGGAGAUUGUGACACAUCCGACACAUGUGGCAUUGCCACUUCACGUUCCAGGCGGGAGAAAAAAGAGAAAGUGGGGCGCAAGUCGGCUUUAGAGCAACUUAAACGAGCCAAGAAGGGAGAGAAGGUUAAAUACGAGGUGGAGGAGUUCACCAGCGUCUAUGAGGAGGUGGAUGAAGAGCAGUACUCGAAAAUGGUGCGGGAGAGACAGGAUGAUGAUUGGAUCAUUGAUGAUGACGGGACAGGGUAUGUGGAGGAUGGAAGAGAAAUCUUUGAUGAAGAUUUGGAUGAUGACGCAUUGGAGAAGAAGGGUUCUAAAAGUAAACAAGGUGGAAAGGGAGGGGAUCUGAAAAAGAAUGUGAAAAAAGUGUCUGUCAGUAAACCAAACAGCAUUAAAAGCAUGUUCAUGAACAGCAAUGUGAAGAAACCUUCUGAGAAACAUGUGGAUUUGUCUCAAGAUGAUCUGCUGGGAGAUAUUCUGCAGGACCUGCACUCUAAGAAACCAGUUUUGCUCACUCCACCACCAGUCAUUACUUUGAAGAAGAAGAAAACACUGGGAUCGCCUAUGAAUCCAUUUUCAGUCAAACCACAGGUGCCAAAGGAGUCACCUGGAGUCCAAAUGUCGAAGCCCAGACCUGUGCUGUCGCGGGUUCCGCCAGCUGACCCUUCACCCAGGUCUUCUGCUAACAUUCAACCUAGUAAACCAGCUGCUACACAGAUAAAGAAGCCCCAGGCAGAGGAGCCUGAAGAAGAGGCGAUUGAGUUUGAUGAGAUGGAUUUUGAUGAGCCCAUGGAGACAGAGAACAUUGAGGAGGAGCCAGUGAAAGUGAAGGCGGAGCUUGAGACCACAUCCACUGUUAAAGUGGAGCCCAAGACUGAGCCACAGGAUGAAAUGUUAAUAUCCGGACUGGGUGGUGGCAUGUGCUGGGAGAAGAAUGAGGAGGGGGAAUCCUUCGAGGCUCCUGUGGAAGUGCAGGUGGACUCCAGCCAACUCCCGCUGGUGGAGGGACCUGACGGAGAUAUGGUCUUCCGCUUCUACUGGUUGGAUGCUUUCGAAGACCAGUACAACCAACCUGGUGUGGUGUACCUGUUUGGAAAAGUCUGGAUUGAGUCAGCUAAAGCACAUGUCAGCUGUUGUGUUGCUGUAAAAAACAUUGAGAGGACGAUGUAUCUCCUUCCCAGAGAACAUAAAGUGAAUCUGGCAACUGGCAAGCAGACAGACAGUCCAGUAGGAAUGAUGGAUGUGUAUCAGGAGUUCAACAGUCUGUCUGAGAAGUUCAAAAUCAUGAAGUUUAAAUCCAAACCAGUGACAAAGAACUACGCCUUUGAAAUCCCAGAUAUACCCUCGCAGUGCGAUUAUCUUGAAGUCAAAUACUCUGCUGAACUUCCUCCUUUGCCAUCUGAGCUGAAGGGCUCUACAUUUUCCCAUGUGUUUGGAACCAACAUAUCUAGUUUAGAACAUUUCCUCCUUAACAGGAAGAUGCGGGGGCCUUGCUGGCUUGAUGUGAAGACCCCUCAGUUGAGCAGUCAGCCUAUUAGCUGGUCUAAGGUGGAGGCUGUUGCUCAGAAGAUUGACCUGAUCUCAGUUGUUAAAGACCUGCCGCCUCCUCCUCUGGUUGUCAUGUCUAUAAGCCUCAAGACUGUGCAGAACCCAAAGACCCACCAGAAUGAGAUUGUUUCCCUCGCUGCCCUCAUGCAUCAUAAAUUUCCUCUGGACAAAGCUCCACCGCGGCCCCCUUUCCAGACCCAUUUCUGUGUGGUGAGCAAGCCCAACGACUGUAUCUUUCCAUAUGACUUCAAAGAUGCGGUUAGAAAAAAGAAUGGUAUAGUGGAGAUUGCUGGUACAGAGCGUGCACUUCUGGGCUUUUUCUUGGCCAAGAUGCACAAGAUCGAUCCAGAUGUCUUAGUGGGCCAUGACAUCUUUGGAUUUGACCUUGAAGUGCUGCUGCAGAGAAUCAGUGUGUGCAAAGUGCCUCACUGGUCAAAGAUUGGCCGUCUAAGAAGAGCCAACAUGCCCAAACUGGGGGGUCGCAGUGGCUUUGCUGAGAAGAGUGCCACUUGUGGACGCCUGGUUUGUGAUGUUGAGAUCUCUGCCAAAGAACUGAUCCGCUGUAAGAGUUAUCACCUGACUGAGCUGGCUGCCCAGAUCCUAAAGACAGAGAGGGUGGUGGUGCCACCAGAGAACAUCAGGAACUUCUACAGUAGUGAUUCCCCGCACUUACUCUACCUUUUGGAGCUUACCUGGAUGGAUGCCAAGCUAAUUCUGCAAAUCAUGUGUGAGCUGAAUGUGUUGCCGCUAGCAUUGCAGAUCACUAACAUUGCUGGUAACGUCAUGUCUCGUACUCUGAUGGGAGGGCGCUCUGAGAGGAAUGAGUACCUACUGCUCCAUGCUUUCCAUGAGAAGAACUUCAUUGUUCCAGACAAACAAUUCUUCAAGAAGCCACAGCAAGAUCUGGGUGAGGAUGAGGAUAUUGACUCGGGGAAGGGCAAGUCCAACAAAACAAGGAAGAAGGCAGCAUAUGCUGGAGGUCUGGUGCUAGACCCAAAAGUUGGUUUCUAUGAUAAGUUCAUUCUCCUGUUGGACUUCAACAGUUUGUACCCCUCCAUCAUCCAGGAGUUCAACAUCUGCUUUACUACUGUUGAGAGAGGAGCAACCAAUGCACGCAAGAAAAAUGAGGAGGUUGACGAUGAGAUUCCCGAGUUGCCAGAUCAGAGUCUGGAGAUGGGCAUUCUUCCCAAAGAAAUUCGAAAACUGGUGGAGCGUCGACGACAGGUCAAACAGCUAAUGAAACAAGCGGACCUCAACCCCGAUGUGUACUUGCAAUAUGAUAUCAGGCAGAAGGCCCUGAAGCUGACAGCUAACAGCAUGUACGGAUGCCUUGGCUUUUCCUUCAGUCGCUUCUACGCCAAGCCUUUGGCUGCAUUGGUCACUCAUAAAGGAAGAGAGAUUUUGAUGCACACCAAAGAAAUGGUGCAGAGGAUGAAUCUGGAGGUCAUAUACGGGGAUACCGACUCCAUCAUGAUCAACACCAACAGUACCAAUCUGGAGGAGGUCUUCAAACUGGGAAACAAGGUGAAAAGCGAGGUGAAUAAACUCUAUAAGCUUCUGGAGAUUGACAUUGACGGUGUGUUUAAGUCCCUUCUGCUGCUGAAGAAGAAGAAAUACGCAGCACUGAUGGUUGAGCCUCAGGGAGAUGGCAAAUACACCACAAAACAAGAGCUCAAAGGCCUGGACAUUGUGCGCAGAGACUGGUGUGACCUGGCCAAAGAGUGUGGCAAUUAUGUGAUUGGUCAGAUUCUGUCAGACCAGAACCGUGACACCAUCGUAGAGAACAUUCAGAAACAUCUGAUUGAGGUUGGAGAGAAGGUGGCCAAUGGCAGUAUUCCACUCAAUAUGUUUGAGAUACACAAGUCCCUGACAAAGGAUCCUCAGGACUACCCUGACAAGAAGAGUCUCCCCCAUGUCCAUGUUGCCCUCUGGAUCAACUCCCAGGGUGGGAAGAAGGUUAAAGCGGGUGACACUGUUUCUUAUGUCAUCUGUCAGGACGGUUCAAACUUGGCAGCCAGUCAGAGGGCGUAUGCCCUGGAACAGCUACAGAAACAGCCGGGACUCAGCCUGGACACACAGUACUACCUGUCCCAGCAGGUGCACCCUGUGGUGGGCCGAAUCUGUGAGCCUAUCGAAGGCAUUGAUGCAGUGCUUAUUGCUACAUGGCUUGGGCUCGACCCAAGUCACUUCCGAGCUCAACAACAGCAGCAACGUGAGGACGAAGUGGACAAUUUUCUGGGUGCUCCGGCCCAGCUUACUGACGAAGAGCGCUACCGUGAUUGCGAGAGGUUUACUUUCACUUGCCCUGACUGUGGUACCGAAAACAUCUACGACAACGUGUUUGAAGGGGCGGGGAGCACCUUACAGCCCAGCCUGAAGAAUUGCUGCCAUAUCCCUUGUCGGGGCAGCCCAAUUGAGCAUCCUAUUCAAAUUAGCAACAAACUGCAACUGGACAUUCGCCGCCACAUCAGGAGGUACUACAGUGGUUGGCUGCUGUGUGAGGAUCAGGCCUGUCAGAACCGAACCCGCCGGCUACCCAUCGCGUUCUCGAGGUCCGGACCCAUCUGUCCAGCCUGUCUCAGAUCCACGCUGAGGCCUGAGUAUUCAGAGAAAGCCCUCUACAACCAACUGUGCUUCUACAGAUUCAUCUUUGACUGGGAAUACGCCUUCAAAAAGGUCCUGUCGACAGAGGAUAGACAUACAUUAAACCGAGAACACUGGAAUAUAGUCAAGGAUGUGUACAAAAUGCUGAAGGAUGUAACAGACAAGGUCCUCUCCACAAGUGGAUACUCUGAGGUCAACCUCGCCAAACUUUUCCAGGCCUUUACAGCUCUCAAGUAUUGACCAACUGUCCUGAAGCGAACCUGGGUAAUCAGAUAUGGUAUAAUAUUUAUGCCUUAUCCUCCCACCAAGAGAAACCGUACAAUGUUAUGUUUUUAUCUUUUAAUUCCUGUCUGCUGUAAAUACACCUUGUGAUUCUGUAAUCUAUGCUAUUUUCUAGCUCACUCGCUUUGCAUUUGUAAUCCCUGACAGCGUAUUUGUGCCUGACGGCUUGGACGUGAAUUAAGGUCAAAGGUGACGAGCUCACAGUCAAUCUGCAUGUAAUCACCAAACCUUUCCAUGUUUGAGCACCUGUCUCUCGCUCUAAUCUGUGUUCUUGUGUCCCAUCCCAUUUAGCCUUUGUCCAGGUCUAAUCGAUGAUGAAUCUGUGGUAAAAUGGCCAUGAUAAGGGGCUAAAGAUGCUCUCAACACAAACCCAGCCCCCCACUCCCCCUGUUAGCACCACACACACUGGGUUUUUAGAGAUAACAAUCAGGGGUAAUGACAGGCAAGUUCAUGGGGGGCUUGUAGCGGUUUGAAGGGGUCUUAGUUCAGUAAUGACUUCUCUACUACCCCCUUCAUCUUUAACAGCACAGCAAUUAGCCAAUGAUACAGAGGUAGCCAGUGAUUUGUGGAGUUUCAAACGAUUGAACUCGUGUUUGAAAUGCUCUCAGCUGGUAUGUUGCAAAUUUAUGAGAUGGAUUGCAUCGUUGCGGCAGCUUGUGUUGCAUGUUUUGAAUGUUUAUUGCUUAUAAAAGUGUCUCAAGAUUCUUAAUUGUUUUUGAUACCGAAACAUCAAUAAAAGUAUUUCAUAAAAUGUU
Molecule: messenger RNA, 5356 nt
Organism: Onychostoma macrolepis
Lineage: Eukaryota; Metazoa; Chordata; Actinopteri; Cypriniformes; Cyprinidae
Gene: pola1
Product: polymerase (DNA directed), alpha 1
Exons: 37
Coding region: 132-4559 (1475 amino acids)
Biological process (GO): mitotic DNA replication initiation; DNA replication; leading strand elongation
Cellular component (GO): alpha DNA polymerase:primase complex
Molecular function (GO): purine nucleotide binding; pyrimidine nucleotide binding; DNA-directed DNA polymerase activity
Source: RefSeq, a predicted model, not a curated record